Messenger RNA from Apiotrichum porosum, 918 nucleotides. RefSeq lists its product as uncharacterized. Lineage: Eukaryota; Fungi; Basidiomycota; Tremellomycetes; Trichosporonales; Trichosporonaceae. The transcript has 4 exons. Gene Ontology annotation, molecular function: protein binding. The coding region runs from base 1 to 918 and encodes 305 amino acids. The record is from RefSeq and is a predicted model, not a curated record.
AUGUACGGCCAAGGCUACAACAACAACAACCAGUACGGUGCCCCCACCGGCUACCAGCAGCAGGGCGGAUUCCAGCAGGGCGGCGGCUAUGGCCAGCAGCAGGGCUGGAACCAGCCGCCACCUGGGCCCGGCAUGGGCGGCCCACCUCCCCACAUGGGCGGCGGCGGCAUGGGCUUCCCCCCUCCCCCUCCCCAGCAUGGCUACCAGGGCGGUGGUCACGGCUAUGACCAGCAGCAGCAGCAGUACGGCCAGCAGCAGCAGUACGGUGGCGGCCAGCAGUACGGCCAGGGCCAGGGCCAGUCGUCUGGCUACUACGGCGGACAGCAGCAGCAGCAGGUUGGCCAGUACGGACAGCAGCAAGGCCAGCAGGCUGGUCAGCGCGACCAGGGCAACGUGUCGAACGAGGACCUCCCAUACCCAUGGAUCCGUGAAUGGGACGAGCAGUACAAGACCGUCUACUACGUCAACCCCACAACCACGCCCCCUAGCACCUCGUGGACCCACCCCGGCAUGGCCCCGGGCCAGGUGCACUCGGAGCAGAUCGAGACCCACCGCGAAGCCGAUACUCUGUACCAGCAGGACGCUGGCGCGGCGGGCGGCGGGCAGACGGGCGAGCGUGGCUUCAUGACCAACGCGGCGGUCGGUACCGUUGGCUACAAGGUCCUCGGCUCGCUGCUGAAGCGUAACGGCCACAACAUCGUCGGCGGCGGUGGCUGGGGUGCUGCUCUCGGUAUGGGUGCCGCUGGCGCCGGUGGUGUCGCUCUCCUCGGCAAGCUCUUUGGCGGCAAGGACACCAACAAGUACGGCCACAGCAUGGGCGCCCCUCCCUUCCUCUCCUCCCUCAUGGGCGGCGGCGGCCAGCAGCAGCAGCAGCAGUACGGCGGCGGCUACAACCAGCAGUACGGCAACAAGUGGUAA